GUCCAGGCAGGAGUGGGGGUCCAGGCAGGAGAAACCGGUGAAGACUUGUCGGGGAGAGCCGGAGGGGAAGGAGGAUGGCGGGGGAUCCUGGACAGCUGACUGUGUGGAGGCAGGAGAAAACAAAGUUAAAAAACACGGCAGGAACUCAAAACAGAUCUUGUAGAAGCUAGAGAGCAAACUGAACUGCGUGGUUCUUGUUCAACAAUCUGGCAGGGAGUGGAAGGCUGAGCCGGUUCUUAUUGCAGGGGUGAUUAAUCAGCGUGAUGUCUCUCAGCUGUCCGGGAGCCGUGGAGGUGGUUGAUUGCCUGAGUGGAGUCAGCUGAGAAGCUAGACUCCACUCAGGCACCGAGCUGUAGGGGAAAGACAGGACAGAGGAGCAGGAGAGGGAGGAAGAACCAGAUGGGAAAAGGGUAUUGGGGAGGUCAGGUGGGAAAGACGGGGGUGAGAAGGGAGCCGUGACAAACCUUCUGUUGAGGAACGCCUAAAGAUCUGCUUUUAUUAAGCCAACCUGAAAGAAUCGCUAAAACUUUGAACUACAUGACUGGGUUAUCGGAUCACAAUGCUCUCUUUGAUUCAAGGAAGCUCAUAAAAAUGUGUCUUCAAGAGUCACAUAGACCUAAAGUUUCUCAAUGUGUAAAUCCAAAAAAUCAGCUGCAGAAUCUUGAGGCAUCUUUGCAAAGACCUGACUGAAGCGAAACAAUUCAAAGCAAGGACAGCGAAACUUCCAGCCAUUUGUUCUUGACAAAAUUUAAUGAAGGAAUGUCAAACUUAACCAGAAAAGGAAAGCAGUGUAAAAGAAAAAGGAAUUCAUUACGUUGGUUAAAUGAUGAAUGUAGGAAACCGAUGAAGGACCGGGAUGAGCAACCUAAAAGAUUCACAUUUUUAAGAAAUAAAGUCACUCAAAAGGGAAUGACAAAAAGAUCUGGAAAAAUCUCAGUAAAUUAAUUGACAAAGGAAUAAAAGACUCAAACAAAAAUAUUGACCUCAAAUUGAACAUUGCCAUGGUAACUAGUCCAGCCAUCCUGGAUUGAACCAUUUCUUCCUGAACUCAGUCAGAGAGAUAACUGAAAUGUUUCCAACCACCAGACCCUUUAAUAAUGCAUAAUUAACUAUUAAUUCAUAAGUAGUUAUUAAUAAUCCUGCAUGGCCUGUCUUCUCGCUACCAGAAAUAACAGAGCUGGAAGCUGCUAGCAUCAUUAGCUCAUUAAAGAAAGCAGUAGCCAAGGACGUACCUGGGAUGGAUGCAAAUGUUCUGACUUUCACCAGUGACAUCUAUGGUUAAUUUAUCCUUAAACUGAAGGUUGUUCCGUCAUCUAGGAAAAAGGCUGCAGUCUCCCUAAUCCUCAAAUCUGGUGACCGUUCCAACAUAGCCACCUAUCAGCCAAUCAGUAUCCUCCCAGUGGGUCCUACAGCUGCUGAGAGGUGGGUAAAAGGAUCUAAAAGAGCAUGUACAUGAAGACCACUCCCCUUUACAUCCAGUGCAGUUUGGUUUCUGUGAAAAUCACUCUACAGAAUCUGCAAACCGUUUCUAGAAAGGCCUGAAUGCAUGUUGGACACUAAGGCUUGAAUUGGUGCCGCAGUUUUAGAUUUGAGAAAGACAUUGAACCCUUGUUUUAUUUACCUGUCUGGAGACUGCAGAUGUAAAUUAGCAUUGUUGCUAUAAUCCAGCAUAUUUACCUCUAUUGCUGUCUAAAUAGGCGUUCAUUAAUCAGCACUGUCCCUAUCUAAGAAAAACACAAAACUACACAAAGACACACUAAACUAGACAAAGACACAGAAAACUACACAGUCAGACACAGGACAACCACAAAGAGACACAAAACCACCACAAAGACAAAUUCUAAUUAUUCUGUUGGUUUUAUUUUCCAGGCUAAUUAAUCCAUUAAUUAUGUUCUGUUUUCAUCACAUUUCUAGAGUUUAUUGUUGCAGUGAUUUUCUAGCUCUCUGCUGCCUGUAUGAACAAACUCUGACCAUCAUUACAAAUCAUCUGUUUUAUUUUCCUCCAGUUGUUGUGCUUCUGUUGUGUUACUGCAGGACAAUAAUCCCAUUCCAGACUGUGGUCCUCAAAGCAAACCAUCUGAACGUUGAUUCUGAGGAGAUCCAUCUUCUGUUGGUUUCCAUUCGUCGCUCGUCUGGAAUGAGACUGAAGAGAGAAGAAGAAGAAGAAAAAGAAGGAAAAGAAGAAGAAGAAGAAGGAAAAGAAGAAGGAAAAGGAGAAGAAGAAGGAAACGGAGAAGAAGGAGACAAGAGUAAAAGACAAAGAAAAACAGAAGAAGCAGAAACAGAGGAAGAGCUGCAUCAGCAGACAGACGUCAGAUAUCAGAUUCUCAUGUUUGUCUUCAAUCAUCUGAAGCUGAACCAAUCAUGAUGCAGGGGCGGAGCUCCACUGUGGAUGGGUGACAGACAGGACUGGCGGCCAUGAUGACGUCCAUCAGAGGACAGAACCUGAACCUGCUGGUGUUGUGUGUGUUCCUGGUUUGUCCUGAAGUGGGCGUGGCUCUGGAGCUUCAGCCGUCAGCCCCUGAAGUUCUGCUCGACUCAAACUCCAACUUCACUGUGGUGUGUUCAGGGUGGAGUCAGGUGGUGUGGCGAUUCCCUCAGGACCUCCAGGUAGACGGGGCUUUUGUGGACAGUCGGGGGUCCAGCAGCGUCCUGCAGCUCGUUAAUGUCACCUGGAGGAACUCUGGGAGAUACACCUGUGAGGAGGAGGCGUCCAAUCAGAGCAGAGACAUCAGCAUCUUCAUACCUGGACAAGAUCCAGACCAAUGGUUUGUCCCGGUUGGUCCAGGUGUGGUGAUGAAGGAGACGGAGGAGGACACCAUCCCCUGCGUGGUGUCUGACCCGCAUCUCAACGUGUCUCUGCUGGAGCGUCCCAGCAGGACACCGGUGGACGGGUUGACAUAUGAGCCGGGCCGUGGCUUCACCGGUCGCCUCAACGACACGUCAUACGUGUGCUUGGCCGCCCGCGGAGACAAAGAGAGAGAGUCCCAGGUGUACUACGUCUUUAGCAUCGUAGUCCCUCAGGUGAUGGAGGUGGACCUGUCUGUCUCCAGCAGUGUGCUGAAGCAGGGGGAGGUUCUCACUGUGAACUGCACCGUCAAAGACACCGAGAUGGUGUUCUUCACCUGGGACUUCCCCCGCAGACAGGAAAUUGAGCCUCUGACAGAUUUUCUGCCCAAUCGGAUUCGCUCCUUCAUUAACAUCUCCACAGCAACCGUGGCAGAUUCAGGUGUGUAUGUGUGUGCGGUUCAGGAGACGAUGGAGGGACGAACUGUGGAGAAAAACAUCACAGUGACUGUUCUGGAUCGAGGCUACGUCUACCUGUGGGCCUCAGGUGAGACUCACCUGUCAACUGUCCUCCAUCAGUCGGUUCAGUUCUCCGUGGAGGUCGACGCUCACCCCCCACCCCUCGUCCUCUGGACAGGAAAUAACCAGUCUGUUGCCAUGGAAACCUCCUCCAUCAUCACCACACACCUGAGAGGAAGCAGGUAUGUCAGCACCCUCACGUUGGUUCGUGUGCAGCUGGAUCAGACAGGAAGUUACACGGCGACUGCGUCCAAUGAUGAUGACAUCGAGGAGGUCAUUUUCUACCUGCAGGUCCAAGCGCCCCCCAGGAUCACGUCUCUGUCGGAGGUGGGCACUAACGGUGUGUUGUGUGUCAGUGAAGGAUCUCCUCCACCCUCUUUUACCUGGUACACCUGUCACAGCUCACAGAGGUGCAGUAAUCUGAGUGGUGGCUGGACGAGCCUAUCAGCAGCCUCGGAAGGUGUUACUGUGCAGCAGAACAUCACGCAGGGGAAGGAGGGGGGCAUCACCAAGGUACACAGUUUGUUGAGUCUCCAGGCUCUCAGCUCCCUGUCUGCGGUUCGAUGUGAAGCCAAAAACUCUGCAGGACGUCGAGCGAGGGACCUGCGAAUACUGUCCAACUCUCUUCUGUCUCAGGUUACAGUUCUCUCAGCGGUUCUGGUUCUGGUUGUCAUUGCCAUCAUCUUCCUUAUCCUCCUCAUCGUCCUCUGGAGAAAAAAACCUCGUUAUGAGGUUCGGUGGAAGGUGAUAGAGUCGGUGAGUCCUGAUGGAACACAGUACACCUACCUGGACCCAGCGCACCUGCCCUACUGUGAGGGCUGGGAAGUACCACGAGACCACAUAGUACUAGGUCAGGUGCUUGGUUCAGGUGCGUUCGGUUGUGUCGUCGAGGCAACCGUCUCUGGUCUGAUUCACUCUCAUUCUACAACUAAAACAGCUGUGAAGAUGGUAAAACAGAGAAGUGAUGCGGUUCCGUCUCUAAUGUCAGAGUUGAAGGUUCUGGUUCAUCUCGGUCCUCACUUGAACGUCGUCAAUCUGCUGGGAGCCUGUACCAGAGGAGGACCUGUCUACCUGAUCACAGAGUUCUGUCGUCAUGGCGACCUAGUCAAUUAUCUACAGAGGAACAAACACACCUUUCUACACAGAGACACAGUGAACGGUGACAGUGAUGGGGGCUACAUGGAUAUGACCAAAGAGGAGAACGUUCAGUAUGUCGCCAUGAAGGAGCUCAGCUACGCCGACAUCCAACCGGACGUCUACGAGACGCCGUUCACACCAACAGACCAGCAGGAGGCGUCGUCCCUCCUCCUCAGUGACUCUCCUCAGCUCAGCCUCAGUGACCUCAUUGGUUUCUCCUACCAGAUCUCUCAGGCAAUGGACUUCCUCUCCUCCAGAAAGUGUGUCCACAGAGAUUUAGCAGCGAGGAACGUCCUGGUCUGUGAGGGCAAGCUGGUGAAGGUCUGUGACUUUGGUUUGGCCAGAGACCUGCUGAAGGACCAGAACUACAUCGCCAGAGGAACCAGCUUCCUGCCACUGAAGUGGAUGUCUCCAGAGAGCAUCUUCCAGAACAUCUACAGCUCCCAGAGUGACGUCUGGUCCUACGGAGUCUUACUGUGGGAGAUCUUCUCUCUGGGUUCCAGUCCAUACCCCAACCUGCCGAUGACUCAGGAGUUCUACUCAGCUCUGAAGAGAGGAUACAGAAUGAACCCGCCUGAACAUGCAUCUCUUGACAUGUACGACCUGAUGAGACGCUGCUGGGAGGAGCAGCCUCAGACCAGGCCUACUUUCUCCUCAUUGGUCGUCACCGUGGGCAACAUGUUGAGUGACGACUACAAACAGCGUUACCUCCAGCUCACUGAAGACUUCCUGAAAGGAGAGAAUCCAGCUGUGGUUCGAUCCAGAUGGAGUUCAUCCAGAACCGCUGAGGAUCAGACGGACAGACAGACACACACACACGGAAGUGGCCCCGCCCCCCAGGUGGGUGUUCAACUGUCGGAAGCGGACCCAGUAGAGGCAGGCUCCUCCCACAGCCCUUACAUCAUCUCCAUCGGUGAUGUCACCAUUGAAAGCGACGGCACUGCGCUGGACGCAGAUAGCCCUCAACUCUCAGACGCUGCUGCCAUCUUGGACUCUCAGGAAGCAGCGUCAUCGUGUGAGGUCACACAGGAAGCGGCGUCAUCGUGUGAGGUCACACAGGAAGCGGUGUCCUGCAGACGUGAGGAAGAGGAGAGCAGCCUGUGAAGUGUCAGAUGACAGGAAGUAGCCAGGUUUAUUUAGCCCAGUCCUGCCCUCAGCAGUGACUGUCAGGCUACAGCAGGUCUCAUAGCCUUCAUAUCGUUACUCUGCUUUGCUCUAAAUGUAUAUCUGCUCUUUUUACUCAAACUGCUGACUGCUGUCAGAACUGAAGCUCGUUAUUAAAGUAUAUUCCUGAACCUGA
Molecule: messenger RNA, 5743 nt
Organism: Acanthochromis polyacanthus (spiny chromis)
Lineage: Eukaryota; Metazoa; Chordata; Actinopteri; Pomacentridae
Product: platelet-derived growth factor receptor beta-like
Exons: 29
Coding region: 2419-5547 (1042 amino acids)
Biological process (GO): cell chemotaxis; multicellular organism development; protein phosphorylation
Cellular component (GO): signaling receptor complex
Molecular function (GO): platelet-derived growth factor binding; ATP binding; platelet-derived growth factor beta-receptor activity
Source: RefSeq, a predicted model, not a curated record